This is a messenger RNA of Paramecium primaurelia, 360 nucleotides long. Lineage: Eukaryota; Ciliophora; Oligohymenophorea; Peniculida; Parameciidae. The record is from the annotation of a GenBank genome assembly.
AUGAGUUUCUAAGUAAUUACUAAAAAUUUAUUUGAUAGACAACUGAUUCCAAAAAAGAAGAAUUCAGAAAAUAUUUAGAAAAAGCUGGAGUAAUUGAUCAAUUAACAAGAGUUUUAGUAGGAUUAUAUGAAGAACCAGAAAAGCCUAACAAUGCUAUUGAGUAUUUAUUAAAUUUAUUAAUAGCUAUGUUAAAAAGUAUUUGGGAUCACCUGUUGAUAUUGAUGUAGACAAACUCAAAUUAGAAUAUGAAAAACUUAAAGAUGAAAACAUUAGAUUGAAGAGAGAAAUUGCUGAAUUAAAAAAAGAAGUAAAGUAUCACUAUUAUAGAAGUUAUAAGCAGCCUAAUAAGAGUAGAAUUGA